GCCCCUGAAAGGCGCGGACCCGGCGGGACGCACCCAGUCUUGCACCACAGUUCGCUCCCGCCGCCGCCGCCAUGCCCAAGUGCCCGAAGUGCGACAAGGAGGUGUACUUCGCCGAGCGGGUGACCUCCCUGGGCAAGGACUGGCACCGACCCUGCCUCAAGUGUGAGAAGUGUGGGAAGACGCUGACCUCCGGGGGCCACGCCGAGCAUGAAGGCAAGCCCUACUGCAACCACCCCUGCUACUCAGCCAUGUUCGGACCCAAAGGCUUUGGGCGCGGCGGAGCGGAGAGCCACACUUUCAAGUGACCCCAGGUGGUGGAGGCCCCUUCGCCAUCGCCCACUGGGCCACACCCUCGGAUGCCCUGGGCUCCCGCGUGGCCCCGUAUGCACUCAAUAAACCUGAGCACUUGGGAA
Lepus europaeus (European hare) is the source of this 413-nucleotide messenger RNA. RefSeq names its product cysteine rich protein 1 (gene CRIP1). Gene Ontology annotation, molecular function: zinc ion binding. The record is from RefSeq and is a predicted model, not a curated record. Lineage: Eukaryota; Metazoa; Chordata; Mammalia; Lagomorpha; Leporidae. The coding region runs from base 72 to 305 and encodes 77 amino acids. Gene Ontology annotation, biological process: regulation of gene expression; intrinsic apoptotic signaling pathway in response to DNA damage. The transcript is spliced from 5 exons.